AUGGCUGAGCGGAGACUUCUUCCAAAAGACGAUGAUGAGGGAUCUUUGCUCUCUAAACUGGGCACGGAUAGUCCAAAACCCAGAGUGAAGUUUGGUGGUAUGUUUUGUAAUAUCGAGGGAGCGUUCGAGAAUAAAACUCUAAAUUUUGAAUCUUUUAGUCCAAGUUCUCUGAGGAAGAACACCAGAGGACGGGCUGAGAGGUGUUUGUCUGAUACUACCAGUGACGCCGGUAGCGUGAGUAAUUUCUCCAGCGUCAGCCACUCACAGAGUCGACCCGAACCUGCACCUUCUACCAGUUCACGAGGUCAGACUAUCGUAUAUCCCACAGGACACAGUCGUCCACACAACUGUCGUCGGGAGAGUGAUCGCCUGAUCAUCAAAGGAGGGAAGAUUGUGAACGAUGAUCAGUCUUUUUAUGCUGACAUUUAUGUUGAGGAUGGAACCAUCAAGCAGAUUGGAGAGAACCUCAUCGUGCCAGGCGGGGUAAAGACAGUAGAUGCAUACGGGCACAUCGUCAUCCCCGGUGGCAUCGAUGUCAACACAAGCCUGCAAGCCCCACAGCUUGGCAUGAGCCCUGCGGAUGACUUCUACCACGGGACCCGUGCCGCCCUGGCAGGGGGCACCACCAUGAUCAUUGACCAUGUAUUGCCAGAGCCUGGCUCUAGCCUCCUAGCAGCAUAUGAUCAGUGGAGGGAUAUUGCUGAUAAAAGGUCGUGCUGUGACUACUCUCUCCACAUGGACAUCACCCGCUGGCACGACGGCCUCUUUGAGGAACUGGAGGCUCUGGUCAAAGACAAAGGGGUCAAUUCAUUCCUGAUCUUCAUGGCCUACAAGGACAAAUAUCAGAGCUCGGACACCCAGAUGUAUGAGAUGUUCGGUGUCAUCAGAGACCUGGGAGCCAUUGCGCAAGUGCAUGCCGAAAAUGGCGACAUCAUCGAAGAGGAGCAGAGGAAGCUGUUGGAUGUGGGUAUUACUGGGCCUGAAGGACAUGUGCUUAGCCACCCAGAGGAGGUGGAAACAGAGGCUGUGUAUCGUGCCAUCACCAUUGCCAAGCAAGCCAACUGCCCACUCUAUGUCACCAAGGUGAUGAGCAAAACAGCUGCUGACGUCAUUGCUAAAGCCAGGAAAAAGGGCAUGGUUGUGUAUGGAGAGCCAAUCACAGCUAGUCUGGGUACUGACGGGUCUCACUACUGGAGCAAAAACUGGGCUAAAGCCGCCGCCUUUGUCAUGUCCCCGCCCAUAAGCCCAGACCCGGGUACUCCUGAGUACCUCAGCUCCCUCCUAUCCUGUGGAGAUCUGCAGGUGACUGCCAGUGCCCACUGCACAUUCUCCACUGCUCAGAAAGCUGUUGGAAAGGAUAACUUCACCUUCAUCCCUGAAGGCACCAACGGCAUCGAGGAACGGAUGACCAUAGUCUGGGACAAGGCAGUGGCCACAGGCAAAAUGGAUGAGAACGAAUUUGUGGCAGUGACCAGUACGAACGCAGCCAAGAUCUUCAACCUUUACCCGCGCAAAGGUAGGAUCGCUGUGGGCUCCGAUGCUGACCUGGUGAUCUGGAACACAAAGGAGACAAAAACCUUUUCUGCAAAAUCACACAAUCUGACAGUGGAGAUGAAUAUCUUCGAGGGGAUGGAGUGCCGAGGUUUUCCCGUGGUUGUAAUCAGUCAGGGGAAAAUCGUUUUAGAGGACGGGAAUCUGAACGCCACGGAGGGCACUGGACGUUUCAUCCAUAGGAAGGCCUAUCCGGACUAUGUUUACAAGAGGAUCAAAGCCCGCAGCAGGAUGGCAGAUGCUCGCGGUGUGCCUCGUGGAAAUUAUGAUGGCCCUGUCCAUGAUGUCAUCAGCAUGACAACAUCAGUACCACCCACACCCACCACCAGGGGGCCCACAUGUCCAGGAAAGACUACGAGUGGGCCAGCAAGGAACUUACACCAAUCAGGGUUCAGUCUGUCAGGAACCCAAAUGGAUGACCAUAUCCCAAGACGAACGGCACAGCGGAUUGUAGCGCCCCCUGGAGGACGAUCGAACAUCACGUCCCUCUCAUGA
Molecule: messenger RNA, 2046 nt
Organism: Chanos chanos (milkfish)
Lineage: Eukaryota; Metazoa; Chordata; Actinopteri; Gonorynchiformes; Chanidae
Gene: dpysl4
Product: dihydropyrimidinase like 4
Exons: 14
Coding region: 1-2046 (681 amino acids)
Cellular component (GO): cytosol; cytoplasm
Molecular function (GO): hydrolase activity, acting on carbon-nitrogen (but not peptide) bonds, in cyclic amides
Source: RefSeq, a predicted model, not a curated record